AUGGUGACUGUAUUGGACGAGAGGACACCUGGUCAUGAGUCUGGUGCAGCACUUAUGGCCUAUGGAUCAGAAGUACUACAUGAUUACGUUGCCACACAAUUUGAAACUGCAUUGGGUCGUGCCAUGCCACGGAUGGAAGUACGAUACACGAAUGUAUCCAUUGCUGCUGAUGUGCUUGUCAUUGAAGAAGACGAGAGCAAGACGGAAUUACCGACAAUAUGGAACACGCUUCGAAAGAAUGUUGCCAAGUUAUCGGCUGGAAAGCACGUUGUGCGCAAAGAGAUUUUACAUAAUGUCUCUGGUGUACUCAAGCCAGGUACGAUUACGCUAGUAUUGGGUCAGCCUGGUUCAGGCAAGUCAUCGCUGAUGAAGGUUCUCAGUGGUCGCUUUCCAAUUGAGAAAAAUGUGACGAUAGAAGGUGACGUGACGUACAAUGGCAUCGCUCAGGCCGAUCUUGUGCGACGACUGCCGCAGUUUGUAGCUUAUGUGACACAACGUGAUAAGCAUUUCCCCACACUUACUGUUAGGGAAACAUUGGAGUACGCACACCGUUUUUGUGGUGGUAAAGUGCUGAAGCGGGCAGAGAAGAGAUUAUCAAAGGGCACUCCUGAAGAGAACAAGGCCGCACUGGAUGCAGCGCAAGCACUAUAUGCGCAUUAUCCGGACGUGGUGAUCCAGCAGCUUGGUUUGGAAAACUGCCAGGAUACUAUUGUAGGUAAUGGCAUGAUUCGUGGUGUGUCGGGGGGCGAGCGCAAACGAGUAACGACUGGUGAGAUGGAGUUUGGCAUGAAAUACGUGACGCUUAUGGACGAGAUUAGUACGGGUCUCGACAGUGCUUCAACCUAUGACAUUAUCAAGACGCAACGCAGUAUGGCCAAGAAAUUGCGUAAGACGGUCGUGAUUGCGCUACUGCAGCCUUCUCCAGAGGUAUUUGAGCUGUUUGAUGAUGUGAUUAUCCUGAACGAAGGCGAGGUCAUGUACCAUGGUCCGCGCGAUCAGGUGUUGGACUACUUUGAGAGCCUGGGUUUCAAGUGUUUUACCGAGCGCGACGUGGCCGAUUACCUGCUGGACUUGGGAACGGACAAGCAAUACAAGUAUGAGUCGACGCUGCCUUUGGGGAUGGACCACUAUCCGCGACGGGCGAGCGAGUUUGCGGAGCUUUACCGUUGCUCAAGCAUCUACCACGAAAUGCUAAGCGACACUGGAAGCUCCGCACGAUUUGCAGCUACUACAGAAUAUUAG
This is a messenger RNA of Peronospora belbahrii, 1242 nucleotides long. Lineage: Eukaryota; Oomycota; Peronosporomycetes; Peronosporales; Peronosporaceae. The record is from the annotation of a GenBank genome assembly.